GACGCCACAUGCCCAGUGACGCAAUCCCGCGAGCUCUCCGGUGUUUGAAACUUGGAACACACACACACACACACACCCACAGCAGUGCUGGUGCUGGUGUCGGGCUGGCUCUGACACCGAAAAUUCAAACAUUUAUGGGUUAUUGCUGUUUGAACUGUCAGUUUUAUUGUGAGGAUUCUCCAGCUCGUUCACUGCGGUAGGUAAACUGAAGCUUGUGGAACUGCCCAAUCGAGAAGACACUGGGAGAGGAGCACGGCGGUAGCAGCUAUCUACAUCCUGUGCGUUGUGAAUCUGAGGUAUUUUCAUUAAGGAGUUUCUUGAGGCUGCUGGUUUGGAGCGGUGAAGAAGCCGUGAGCUGCUUUAAAGACUGCAAUGUAUCGCUUAAGGACUUGUGCUGCCCGGCUUCGGCCGCUCACAGCCGCACAGAACGCUCAGAAUGUUGUGCAGCAGAGGUCAGCGGCUUGUGCACUAAGGACGUUUCAACCAAACAGGUGCUACACAGCGCCUGUUGUUGCUGAGCCCUUCCUCAAUGGCACGAGUUCCAACUACUUGGAGGAGAUGUACUAUGCUUGGCUGGAGAACCCCAGGAGUGUGCAUAAGUCAUGGGACAUCUUCUUUCGCAAUGCCAGUGCUGGUGCGCCCCCCGGCGCUGCCUACCAGAGUCCCCCUCCUCCUGCGGCGAUAACGUCUUUGCUACCUCAGGCGCUGGUUGGAUCUCAAGCCAAGGUGGAGAAGCUCGUCGAGGACCACCUGGCUGUGCAGUCUCUCAUCCGCGCGUACCAGAUACGCGGGCAUCACGUUGCCCAGCUGGACCCCCUGGGAAUUAUGGAUGCUGAUCUCGAUUUGUGCGUCCCCAUGGAUAUUAUCACAUCUUCCCAUAAGCUUGGCUUUUAUGGUUUGAGCGAUUCGGACCUGGACACAGUGUUCCGACUUCCCACCACCACCUUCAUCGGGGGCAGUGAAAGCGCCCUGCCACUCAGGGAGAUCAUCCGCCGCUUAGAGAUGGCAUACUGUCAGCACAUUGGAGUGGAGUUUAUGUUCAUCAAUAACUUAGAGCAGUGCCAAUGGAUCCGGCAGAAGUUUGAGAAGCCUGGCACGAUGCAGUUCACUCCAGAGGAGAAACGUAACCUUCUAGCCCGCAUGGUCCGCUCUACUAGAUUUGAAGAGUUCCUACAGAGGAAGUGGUCCUCAGAGAAGCGUUUUGGACUGGAGGGAUGCGAAGCACUUAUCCCUGCCCUCAAGACAAUCAUUGACAAGUCGAGUGAGAACGGUGUAGAGAAUGUGAUCUUGGGCAUGCCCCACAGGGGACGUUUGAAUGUACUGGCCAACGUCAUCCGUAAAGAGCUGGAGCAGAUCUUUUGUCAGUUUGAUUCCAAGCUUGAGGCUGCUGAUGAGGGUUCAGGUGAUGUGAAAUAUCAUUUGGGGAUGUAUCACAGAAGGAUUAACCGCGCGACUGACCGCAACAUCACCCUGUCUCUGGUGGCCAACCCCUCUCACCUGGAGGCAGUGAACCCGGUAGUGCAGGGCAAGACCAAGGCUGAGCAAUUCUACUGCGGAGACACUGAAGGCAACAGGGUGAUGUCUAUUCUGCUACAUGGAGAUGCAGCAUUUGCCGGUCAGGGCAUCGUGUAUGAAACCUUUCACCUGAGUGAUCUUCCCUCCUACACCACUCAUGGCACAGUACAUGUGGUCGUCAACAACCAGAUUGGCUUCACCACUGACCCACGUAUGGCUCGCUCUUCUCCCUAUCCCACUGACGUGGCCCGGGUGGUUAAUGCCCCCAUCUUCCACGUUAAUGCUGACGACCCUGAGGCCGUGAUGUACGUGUGCAAUGUUGCUGCCGAGUGGAGGGCGACGUUCCAUAAAGACGUGGUAGUGGACUUGGUAUGUUACCGGCGGAACGGCCACAACGAGAUGGAUGAGCCGAUGUUCACGCAGCCACUGAUGUACAAACGGAUUAAAAUGCAGAAGACUGUAUUGCAGAAAUAUGCAGAGAAGCUCAUAUCAGAGGAAGUUGUCACCAGGCAGGAGUAUGAGGAAGAGAUCGCUAAUUAUGACAAGAUCUGCGAGGAGGCUUACGCACGUUCCAAAGACAAGAAGAUCCUCCACAUAAAACACUGGCUUGACUCUCCCUGGCCUGAUUUCUUCACUCUGGAUGGCCAGCCUAAGAGCAUGAGCUGUCCCUCCACCGGCCUGAAUGAAGAGCAGCUUGUCCACAUCGGAAAAGUGGCCUCCUCUGUGCCUGUUGAUGGCUUCACCAUCCACGGAGGUCUGAGCCGCAUCCUGAAGAGCAGAGAGGCGAUGGUGGAGAACCGGACGGUGGACUGGGCCCUGGCCGAGUACAUGGCCUUUGGCUCCUUGCUGAAAGAGGGCAUCCAUGUGCGACUUAGCGGCCAGGACGUGGAGAGAGGCACCUUCAGCCACCGCCACCAUGUACUGCAUGAUCAGAAGGUAGACAAGAAAACUUGCAUCCCUAUGAAUCACCUCGACCAAAACCAAGCUCCUUACACUGUGUGCAAUAGCUCGCUGUCUGAGUAUGGGGUAUUAGGCUUUGAGUUGGGCUUUGCGAUGGCUAGCCCUAAUGCACUGGUGCUCUGGGAGGCACAGUUCGGAGACUUCCACAACACAGCCCAGUGCAUCAUCGACCAGUUUAUCUGCGCUGGCCAGGCCAAGUGGGUGCGCCAAAAUGGCAUUGUCCUACUGCUUCCCCAUGGCAUGGAGGGAAUGGGUCCUGAACACUCCUCUGCUCGUCCAGAGCGCUUCCUUCAGAUGUGCAACGAUGAUCCUGAUGUUUUCCCUAAAAUCACAGCUGACUUUGAGGUGCAGCAGCUCUAUGACUGUAACUGGAUCGUGGUGAACUGCUCCACCCCAGCCAACUACUUUCAUGUGCUGAGGAGGCAGAUCCUUCAAGCGUUCCGCAAACCUCUAAUUAUUUUCACCCCCAAAUCCUUGUUACGUCACCCGGAAGCCAAGUCCAAUUUUGACGACAUGCUCCAAGGCACACACUUCAAGCGUUUGAUCCCAGAGGAGGGCUCAGCAUCCCAGAAUCCAGCUGCAGUAAAGCGCAUCAUCUUCUGCACUGGCAAAGUGUACUAUGACCUGACCAAACAGCGCAAGAACAAAGAAAUGGAGGCUACUGUGGCUAUUGCCCGCAUCGAACAGCUCUCUCCAUUCCCGUUUGACUUGGUGAAGGCAGAGAUUGAUAAGUAUCCAGAGGCUGAGCUGGUGUGGUGCCAAGAGGAGCACAAGAACCAGGGUUACUAUGACUACAUCAGGCCGCGCAUCCACACCACCAUUGCCCAUGAACGUCCUGUCUGGUACGCUGGGCGUGAGCCUGCUGCUGCCCCGGCCACUGGGAACAAGAAAGCCCAUCUACUGGAGCUGGAUCGUUUCCUGAACACAGCCUUCAACCUGGAUGCCUUCCAGGACCAGCCCUAAACACCACUCCACCCAAAACCCCCUGCUGCCUGCUAGGAAAGCGCCACCCUUUCAUCUGUCUUCAUCUCCAGCCACAGAUACAAUGAUUCUGUUCCCCAGUCAUUACGCUGGCACCGUCUCUGUAUUGCAACAGUAAUAGAGCAUCAGAGAUGGUAAGUCAGGCUAGACUUUUUUAAAAUUAAAUUCAAAACACUGGAUGAAACUGGGACCAUUAUGCAGAUAUUCCAGGAGAGAUGGGAGACAGACUGCACGUCUUCAAUAUUGCGGCUUUUACUGCUGACAUGGUGCAUGAAUCAAUAAACAUUUUAGACUUUUUUUUUUUAAACACUAUUUAUGUAUCAAAGCGCACACAAAAAUGCAAUGAAAGGUUUGUGACACUCCGUGUACACCUUUGUCCAAACAUGCGUUUCUAAGCAGGAGUACAAGACCAGUACAAGUAAAGGUUUUAUGAGCGAGUCGAAGGAAAUGGACAAUUUUUCAUGGAUCGAACCUGUGGAUAUUGUUUUUAACAGGUUGUGAAUGGAAUAUUUUAUGCUUGCCCGUUUUAGAUAUUAAAUUUCACUGACCAAUUGAUUGUACACAUGACCCAUUUGUCCUGUGGCAAUAACUCAGGCUUUGCAAAGGAGAAGAGCGAAAGCAGAGUAUAUACCUCUUCUGUUAUUUAUAUCCUUCUCAAUUCUUCUCUUCGCUGACCUCUAUGCUAAAACAUAACACUCAGGAGGCUACUCAAACAGAAAGAUGAAAUAUCCUUUUAUCGUCAAACAUGAUGUCAAACAGACCUCUACAAAACUAGUGAAAGGAAAUUUUAUUUAUUUUCUUAAUAUUGUUUGUUGGAUUCUUAAAAUACCUCACUCAAUAAAAGCAUCUUGGUUUCAUUGA
Molecule: messenger RNA, 4317 nt
Organism: Pangasianodon hypophthalmus (striped catfish)
Lineage: Eukaryota; Metazoa; Chordata; Actinopteri; Siluriformes; Pangasiidae
Gene: ogdhb
Product: oxoglutarate dehydrogenase b
Exons: 23
Coding region: 373-3438 (1021 amino acids)
Biological process (GO): tricarboxylic acid cycle
Cellular component (GO): mitochondrion; oxoglutarate dehydrogenase complex
Molecular function (GO): thiamine pyrophosphate binding; oxoglutarate dehydrogenase (succinyl-transferring) activity
Source: RefSeq, a predicted model, not a curated record